Messenger RNA from Stegastes partitus (bicolor damselfish), 1868 nucleotides. RefSeq names its product stonustoxin subunit beta-like. Lineage: Eukaryota; Metazoa; Chordata; Actinopteri; Pomacentridae. Gene Ontology annotation, molecular function: protein binding. The transcript is spliced from 3 exons. The record is from RefSeq and is a predicted model, not a curated record. The coding region runs from base 20 to 655 and encodes 211 amino acids.
AAAUGUGUUUUUGGUUUAAAUGGGGCGUUUCCUCACUGUUUGUUCUUUCAGAGUGGACCAUGGUGGAGAGCACAGGCUAAAACGUGGUCUGCAGAAGUAUGCUUGUGAACUCACACUGGACCCAAACACAGCUCACAGAAGUCUUCUUCUGUCUGAAGACAACAAACGGGUGACAUCUGCGAAGGAGGACCAGCCUCAUCAGUUUCAUCCAGACAGAUUUGACACCAUCGUACAGCUGCUCUGCAGCAACGGGCUGACCGGACGCUGUUACUGGGAAGUCAAGACUAAAAACUGCUUUACUAUAGGGGUGACUUACAGAGGAAUCAGCAGGAGAGGAAAGGGUGCUGACUGCCAGCUUGGAGGAAAUGACAAGUCCUGGAGUCUGUGCAACAAUUGGUGUUCAUGGCAAAUUAGGACCAGAACACGUACAGGGUCUUUCAAAAGCUCUGACAGAAUAGCAGUGUAUCUAGACUGGCCUGCUGGCUCUGUGUCCUUCUACAGAGUCUCCUCUGACACUCUGAUCCAUCUCUACACCUUCUACAGCAGAUUCACUGAACCUCUCUACCCUGGCUUUGGCUUGGACUCUUCAGGUUACUCUCCAGCCUCAGUGUCUUUGUGUCCACUGAUGAGUGAACAAAGUCAGACAGAAGUUUAGUCUCUGCUCUGUUGAGAUGUGAUCCCACGACAGUGGAGCUGCAUUAGGAGUGAACAGAGGAAACCACAAAGCCGUUAUUAAUGACAGAAAACUACAGUGAACGACGAGUGUGCCUCAUUUUCUGUGAAAGCUUUGUGUAGAAAGCUGAACGCAGUCAGUGAUGAAACUGAAUCGGUGAAGAUUCUUCCCCAGUCAAAGUCUUACAGUUACUUAAAAGUUCAAGUUUUAGGAUGUUUCUAUAGUACAAGAGACAAGAACCUGCCAUACUAAGGUUUUCUUUCCUUUCUUUUCCUUUAAUCAUAAUAAUAAUCCUACAAAGAAUCAACUUGUAACCAUAGCAACGGGGCUGGACAUCCACUGCAUGAGUCUUAUAUGAAGUCUUUAAAACUUUCAAUGAAUUCUUCCACUUUUUAAACCUUAGGUAGAUACAUAGGUGCAGGUGCUUUUGGCUAAGACUACUUCAGUACUCGUGCUGGAGUUUUUACGUGAUAUUAUUUGUACAAGUUGAAGAUCUUCUACCAGUUUGGACUGGUUCCCCCUUUGAGCCCAUGAAGGUCAGCAGGUACAGAGAAUGGAUGGAUUCCAUGAGUGUGUGGUGGAAACAUUUGUGAUCAGGCAUAUUUAGUAUUUCCUGAUAGCAUUUGAACACACCGCCAGAGAGUUAUGUGGACUCCUCUCAUGGCCCCGCCCCCUAUUGAAGGUAUUUAAAGCACCUGUGGCAUCACGGCUCCUCUGUGACUGGAUUGUUUAACGGUUUUUGCCUGUUUUAGAGAGAUUGUUCUGGCGUAUUUUGGCCAGCAUUAUUAAAAAAAACAAACCCAUUAUUAAUGUGUUUUUGUUGUAUUGUCGGUUUUAAUCGGCUGCUGUUUUGCUUGUGUUUGCUCCAGCUUGGCCUUAGCUUUGAUGUGUUCCAUAGUUUACUUUGGGCCGACUGUUGGUUGCCGACUGGUGGUGGAAGUUCGUCACUCCAGAGUGGGUUUUUCCUUCACAGGCUGCAGUGGUACGAGCACUGGGCCACCUUAUCUCACACCAGUUUGUUGUGGCUGUGAGCUCACCAGUGGUUGGUGAUUUGUGUCUUUCUUGAAACACUUCCUGGCCACCUCCCCCCUGCUGGCUUCCAUCCACUCUCCUCUCCCUGUGCUGACUUACUGUGCUGGAAGGGUUUCCUUUUAAAAGAAUUUUACUAUUAAAUAAAGUUGAAUUAUUGUAACAA